AUGAAGUUCACCAACGUUGCCGUCGUGGCCCUCGCCGCCGCCGUCCAGGCCGCCCCCGAGCCCAUGCCCACGCCCCAGCCCGACAUCUUCAACGACGCCUCCACCUUCGUCAACGGCAUCGUCUCCGACGCGUCCACGUUUGUCAACGGCGUCGGCUCCUCGGCCGGCAACAUCAUCUCGGACGGCAAGUCCAUCGCCAGCGACAUCGCCACCAAGGGCCAGGGCUGGUGGUCCUCGCACGCCGCCGAGGCCUCGUCCGACAUCCAGCGCCUCACCAGCGAGGCCGGCGCCGCGCGCUCGAGCUGGAACAACUUCCUCUCCACCGCCACCGACGCCGCCGCCCGCAGCAGCGCCAGCGCAGAGCUGAGCCGCAUCUCCCAGACCGUCGCCGCCGCCACCAGCAGCAUCGGCGCCGCCGUCUCCUCCGCCACCAACGCCGCCGGCUCCCAGGCCACCAGCUCCAGCACCGCCGGCGGCGCCCUCGGCCCGGCCCCGACUGCUGCCGUCGCCAUGGGUGCGCUCAUGGGCGGUGCGGCCUUCUUUGCCAACCUGUAA
This is a messenger RNA of Purpureocillium lilacinum, 555 nucleotides long. RefSeq lists its product as uncharacterized. The record is from RefSeq and is a predicted model, not a curated record. Lineage: Eukaryota; Fungi; Ascomycota; Sordariomycetes; Hypocreales; Ophiocordycipitaceae.